AUGAAAGUUAAUGAGGCAGAUGAUGUGAGGACACCGGCAUGUCAUUUGGAGAUGAUCUAUGACAGACCCCGUUACAAUACUAGAGAAGGUGAUAUGAUUGUUGGAGGAAUCUUAGAAAUAUCAUCGUCUGGAAGCCGUAGUCCAUCACCUUCCUUUAGCUCGAAAAAUCAGGAAGUGGACAAAUGUAUACAGUACCCAGGCCUUGGGCAAGGUGUAGUGCCCUCGCUCAGGCACCCGAGGCCUCAUGUUGUGGCUUCCACCGGCUCACUCACAGGUACCCAGGCCUUGAGCAAGGUGUACGUAAAGAACGAGGCCACGGACUCACCUCAGGCCACAUAUCCUCACAAGUAUCUGAGACAUCUUCUGGUCUUCAUAUUUGCCAUAGAGGAAAUUAACAACAGAACAGACCUGCUGCCGAACAUCACGUUGGGAUUCCAGGUUUAUGAUACGUGUAACAGGGAACAUGAAGCUAUACAGAGUGUUCUGGAUGUCUUAUCCGGGUCAGAUGAUCCAAUUCCAAACUAUGAUUGUCAUCAGAAGAGUAAAGUGUUUGGGUUCAUAGGUCACAGGACCAUUUCCUCAUCUAUGGCAUCAGCGGCACUGACGGGGGUCUACCAAUAUCCUCAGAUCAGCUAUGGUGCAAUGAAUCCAAGCUUCGAUAGUAAGUUCCAGUUUCCCUCAUUCUAUAGCACAGUCCCUGAUGUGAAGGAUCAAUUUAUAGCCAUCAUCCUCUUAUUGAAGCAUUUUGGCUGGAAUUGGGUGGGCAUUGUGUCUUCAGAUGAUGAGGACGGUCAGAAGGUCAAUACAGAGCUGAAAACUCUUCUGAUACAAAACAAGAUUUGUGUUGAGUUUGCUGUCACUCUAACUGACCAUUAUUAUAUUGAGAGAAUUGAAAAAGCUUAUCGCAGCCUUUCAAUGUCAACCUGCAGCAUUGUAAUACUGUAUGGUAAUGCAAAGGCUGGCAAUCUAAUCCAUGCCAUGAGCGAUAUUUCAGCCUCAAGGAAGAUCUUUGUAUUGUUUGGAGCUUUCCAGAUAUAUAAUAACCAAGAGUAUGUUACUGUUCUUAAUGGUUCUCUGCUGGUCGAUUUACACAGAGGGAACAUUCCGGGACUGAAGGAUUAUCUUCUUGAUAUCAACCCUGAGAAAUAUCCUGAUAACCCCAUGAUUCUCGAUGUAUGGAGAGAUGAAUUCUCUUGUGUGCCUGAAUCUAUUGAGAAAGUGUCUUAUGAUAAAGCAUGCAGAGAGUCUUAUAGUUUCCGUUCUGUGGAUCCCUCUAGUUAUGAUGUGGAAAAUUUUCGCUACACUUUCAGCGUGUUCUCUGCAGUUUAUGCCCUGGCAUACGCCCUACAUGAUGUAUAUUUACACAAUAAGGUCAUUGAGACUAGAACCCAAAAUUGCCACCUAUGGCAGAUGAACAGGUAUCUGAGGAGAGCGCACAUUACAACUAAAGGAGGAGAGGAGAUACAGUUUAAUGAUGGAAAAGUCUCACCCAGGUUUGAUCUGUUAAACAUCGUAUUUACACCUAAUACAUCCUUAUCAAUUAUUACUGUUGGAUAUUUUUACAAUUACGGGAAAGGAGUGAAACUCAAACUUAAUGAGAGUGCAAUUCAGUGGAGUCCAAAGUUCUCUCAGACUCCACGUUCUCUGUGCUCCGCAAGCUGCCUCCCCGGAUACCAAAAACUUCAACAUAAAGGAGGACAACCGUGCUGUCACCACUGUGUACCCUGCCCGGAGAAUGAGAUCACCAAUAAGAACGACAUGGAAAGGUGUUACAAGUGUCCAGAGGAUCAAUGGCCCAAUGAGAGAAGAGACACCUGUAUACAAAGAACAAUUGAUUUCCUGUCUUAUGGAGAUACAUUGGGAACUUCUCUUAUGUUUAUGGCUCUAUUAUUCUGUUUUGGAACUAUUAUCAUGUUUGGGAUAUUUGUGAAACACAAAGACACUCCAAUAGUAAAAGCCAAUAACCGGACCCUCAGCUUCAUCCUUCUCAUCUCACUGAUCCUGUCCUUUCUUUGUCCUCUACUCUUCAUCGGACGUCCCACAAAGAUUUCCUGUCUUCUCCGACAAGCUGUUUUUGGGACAAUUUUCUCUGUUGCAGUUUCUUCGGUUCUGGCUAAAACAAUUACUGUUGUUUUGGCUUUUAAUGUCACCAGACCUAACAGUAUUAACAAGUGGAUGAUGAAACAAUUCUCUGUUUUCCUCCUGAUUAUCUGCUCUUCUUGGCAGCUUGUGAUCUGUGUCUUCUGGUUUGUCGUUUCCCCACCAUUCCCAGAGUAUGACACCCAAGUGGAGGUGGGGAAGAUAAUAUUACAGUGUAACGAGGGCUCUGUCACUGCUUUCUACAUUGUGAUUGGCUACAUGGGAUGUCUGGCUGUGUUCAGCUUUAUUUUAGCAUUUUUAGCCAGGAAACUUCCAGACACGUUCAAUGAAGCUCAGUAUAUCACAUUCAGCAUGCUGGUCUUCUGCAGUGUUUGGAUCUCCUUCAUCCCAGCCUACCUCAGCACCAAAGGGAAAUACAUGGUGGCUGUGGAGGUCUUCGCCAUCUUGUCCUCCAGUGCUGGACUCCUGGGCUGCAUCUUCAUCCCCAAAUGUUACAUCAUUCUGAUGAGACCGGAGCUGAAUGUGAAGGUGACUGUAGCCCAAAGAAAAGCACUUCAGUAA
Messenger RNA from Nanorana parkeri, 2661 nucleotides. RefSeq names its product vomeronasal type-2 receptor 26-like. Gene Ontology annotation, molecular function: G protein-coupled receptor activity. Bases 1 to 2661 code for a protein of 886 amino acids. The transcript has 9 exons. Lineage: Eukaryota; Metazoa; Chordata; Amphibia; Anura; Dicroglossidae. Gene Ontology annotation, cellular component: membrane. Gene Ontology annotation, biological process: G protein-coupled receptor signaling pathway. The record is from RefSeq and is a predicted model, not a curated record.